AUGCCGGCGAAAAACUGGGCCGUCGGCGACAAGCUGAUGUCGCACUGGAACGGCGAUCUCUGGUACGAGGCCAAGAUCGUCAGCAUCGAAGAAAUCGACGGCGUCAAGCACUACAAGAUUCAUUUCAAGGGGUGGGGCAACCGCUACGACGAGCUGGUCAGCGAAAAGGAGACGGCCACCAAGUGGAAGGAGUACAGCGAGGAGGCCGCCGGGGAAGCCCUCGAACAACAAAGGAUGGCCAAAAACGUCACGAAAAAAGAGAAAGACCCAUCCAAGAAAAGUGAGGGAUCGAACAGUCGAGCCUCCACCCCCUCACAAGCGGGCAGCGGGCGGCAUUCGGAGAAGGCGGGCAGAAGCACCGGCAUUUCCCGUCGAUCCGAGAGCCUCGCAGAUCAGCCGAUGCCCGACGUCGUACACGACCGGCAGAAUAUCACCUUCCUCAUACCGGACGGUCUUCGAAGAAUAAUGGUCGACGAUUUCGAUCGGAUCGAUCGUCAAAACAAAUUGCCCACCCUCCCUGCAAAGACGCCGGUCGGCCAGCUGAUGAGAGAUUUUGUAAAAACACUUGGCCGGACGCUGAACGAGGACGAGCAGAUCGUGAUCACCUACGCGGCCAACAACGGCGAUGCGCUGCUGAGCACGAAGCGCCAGAACCUGGCCGAGACGGCUGCCGGACUGCUCGCCUUCUUUGACGCGUCGAUGGGGGCCCAUUUGCUCACGAAAUUUGAGCGCAACCACUACAAUCAACUUCUCCAGGAGCACGCAACAAAAGCCGCCCCGCCCGCCAAACGACCAAAGAUGCGCGGCGGUGACGCGGCGACGACCAACGCCUUCAAGCCGUCCGAGUUCUACGGCUUCACCCAUCUCCUUCGGAUAUUCGUCACGUUCGGCACGCUGCUCCAGAAUGUGCAGUGGAAGGAUCGAGCAGUCGCCGUUAUUGUUAGGGAUACGCAAGACAUCAUCUACUGGCUCGACCAGAACAAGGACCGGUACUACAACGGCGAGGAAUAUGAGACGCCGCCCCCGGAUUAUGUUAAGAACGCCUUUUCC
This is a messenger RNA of Mesorhabditis spiculigera, 1050 nucleotides long. Lineage: Eukaryota; Metazoa; Nematoda; Chromadorea; Rhabditida; Rhabditidae. The record is from the annotation of a GenBank genome assembly.